AUGAGUGUCCCGAUGUCUCUGCGCUCGGCCUUGGUGCCAUGCCGAGAAGUCCCCAGCGCCUAUCCAAGGAACUCACGUGCUAUGGUCAAGACCGCUUUGGUGCAAUCACGAUGCGUUCCCUUCUUAGCCAUCCGACGAAGCCACCUUGGUCAGCUGUCAUCUUCAAAGGCGUCCCAGACCCCCAGAAGAUAUGCGACUGCUGUAUCUGCGCCACCUGUUCCAGUCGUACCUUUUUCCUCCUUGACCGUGGGCGUGCCUCGUGAGACCUAUCCGAACGAGCGUCGUGUUGCCUUGACGCCGCAGAAUGUUGCCCUGUUGCUCAAGAAGGGAUUUUCGCGGGUCCUGGUUGAACGUGGCGCUGGAGAGGAGGCCCAGAUACAUGAUCGAGUGUACGAGCAAGCAGGGGCAAUACUGGUCGACCGGAACUCCAUCUGGUCCCAGAGCAACAUCAUCUUGAAAGUCCGCAGUCCCCAGCAGCAAGGACCCAUCGAUGAGAUUGGAGCACUUCGUCAGGGAAGCACGAUUAUUUCAUUCCUCUAUCCGGCACAGAACAGACCACUGGUCGAGCAACUUUCCUCGCGUGGUGUCACAGCUUUUGCCAUGGAUAUGAUACCGAGAAUAUCUCGUGCGCAGACAUACGAUGCUUUGAGUUCUAUGGCCAACAUUGCUGGGUAUAAGGCUGUACUGGAAGCGUCCAAUCAUUUUGGCCGAUUUUUGACAGGUCAAGUUACUGCCGCUGGAAAGAUACCACCUAGCAAAGUUCUUGUCAUUGGAGCUGGCGUAGCUGGUCUAAGUGCAAUUGCAUCGGCCCGUCGCCUGGGAGCUAUUGUUCGAGGAUUCGAUACCCGCUCUGCUGCCCGCGAACAAGUUCAAUCUCUGGGUGCAGAGUUCAUCGAGGUGGAUAUCCAAGAAGAAGGCUCGGGACAGGGUGGAUAUGCUAAAGAAAUGUCGAAAGAGUUCAUUGAAGCGGAGAUGAAGCUCUUUAUGGAACAGUGUCGAGAAGUGGAUAUCAUCAUCACCACGGCUCUCAUCCCAGGAAGACCGGCGCCUAAGCUCAUUACAAAAGAGAUGGUCACUGCUAUGAAGCCCGGAUCCGUCAUCGUCGACCUUGCGGCAGAAGCGGGCGGCAACUGCGAAGCUACCGUUCCUGGACAAUUGACAAAGUUCGAAGACGUUACUGUUGUAGGAUAUACCGAUCUUCCGUCGCGGCUGCCAACUCAAUCCUCCACGCUGUAUUCCAACAACAUCACCAAGUACCUAUUGUCCAUGACUCCCCAAGACAAGUCCUUUGGCAUAGAUUUGUCUGAUGAAGUUGUUCGCGGUUCUAUCGUUACCCUCAACGGAGAAAUAGUCCCGCCUGCACCGCGGCCCGCACCACCACCUGCGCCUAAGCAGGAGGCCACUGCGCCUGCAAAGGAGCAAGCGGGGCUGGCAUUGUCACCUUGGCAGAAAGCCACGCGCGAUGUUGCGACCACAACUGCUGCCAUGGGAUCUGUUGUUGCUCUGGGCAAGGCUACAGGACCGGUUUUCAUGGGUAACAUGCUGACAUUUGGGCUGGCCGGCCUAGUCGGCUACCGUGCAGUAUGGGGCGUUGCGCCAGCGCUUCACUCUCCCUUGAUGAGCGUGACCAAUGCUAUUUCGGGUAUGGUCGGAGUCGGCGGCUUUUUCAUCAUGGGUGGAGGAUACGUGCCUACUACGAUUCCCGAAGCGCUGGGGGCUGCCUCGGUGCUGCUGGCAUUUAUGAACGUUUCCGGGGGCUUUGUGAUUACCAAACGCAUGCUGGAUAUGUUCAAGCGUCCAACCGACCCGCCUGAAUAUCCAUGGCUUUAUGCUAUACCGGCCGUCUUGUUUGGCGGAGGCUUUCUCGCCGCUGCCAGCACUGGGAUGGCAGGACUAGUACAAGCUGGAUAUCUUGUCAGUAGUGUGCUUUGCAUUGCUUCGAUCUCUGGCCUCGCUUCUCAGCACACUGCUAGACGCGGCAAUAUUCUUGGUAUCCUUGGAGUAGGCGCCGGUAUCAUUGCUUCUCUGGCUGCCGUAGGAUUCUCUCCUGAAGUCCUGACUCAAUUUGGUGCAGUGGCUGGUGUUGGUUCCCUUGUUGCACUAAUCGGACGACGGAUUACCCCAACUGGACUUCCUCAGACUGUUGCUGCUCUUCAUUCCGUGGUUGGGCUGGCGGCCGUGCUUACCAGUAUAGGAAGCGUGUUGGUCGAUGUUUCUGACAUAUCGACCUUGCACAUGGUGACGGCAUAUCUGGGUGUUCUAAUUGCAGGCGGUGUUACAUUCACCGGGUCUAUCGUAGCUUUCCUGAAGCUCGCCGGUCGUGUAUCUUCGAGACCUAUGAUACUUCCUGGUCGACACUUGAUCAAUUCAACUCUUCUCGGGAGUAAUGUCGCUGCAAUGGGAGCUUUUCUUACCAUGGCACCUGGAUCUCCAGCAAUCGCAGCGACAUGCUUAGGUGCAAACACCUUGCUCAGCUUCCUCAAGGGAUAUACUACGACUGCCGCUAUUGGCGGAGCCGACAUGCCUGUGGUGAUCACCGUCCUCAAUGCAUACUCCGGAUUUGCUCUGGUUGCAGAAGGCUUUAUGCUCAACAACCCUCUUCUCACCAGCGUCGGGUCUCUUAUUGGAGUGAGCGGUUCGAUCCUGUCGUACAUUAUGUGUGUUGCUAUGAAUCGAUCCCUGACCAACGUCCUGUUCGGUGGUAUUGCGGCUCCUCAACAGGCAAAGAAGAUCGAAGGCCAGGUGACCCAGACGACUGUUGACGACACAGUGGAAGCAUUAUCGAAUGCGGAAAGCGUCAUUAUUGUGGUUGGCUAUGGCAUGGCUGUAGCAAAGGCGCAGUAUGCUCUGGCCGAGAUUGUGCGUAUGCUCCGCGCCAAAGGCAUCACGGUGCGGUUUGCAAUCCAUCCCGUUGCGGGUAGAAUGCCCGGUCAAUGCAAUGUCCUUUUGGCAGAGGCAUCUGUGCCUUAUGAUAUUGUGCUGGAAAUGGAUGAGAUCAACGAUGAUUUCCCUGAUACCGACGUCACUCUUGUUAUUGGGGCAAACGACACCGUCAACCCAAGCGCCUUGGAGCCUGAUUCUCCGAUCUCGGGCAUGCCGGUGCUACACGCCUGGAAGAGCAAGGAAGUGGUUGUGAUGAAGCGCAGCAUGUCCAGCGGAUAUGCCGACGUACCGAACCCGAUGUUCUUUAUGCCUGGAACGAGGAUGUUGUUUGGUGAUGCAAAGACAUCAUGUGAUGCCAUCAAAACUGCUUUGGAAGCACGUAAAUAGCUGUGUAUACCUGCCUGGAACUAUAUCUAUCAAUUGGAGGAACUGGUUGGAUAUUUAGGAUGUCUCUAGUUACAUUGCAGUUGAUAAUAUCAUGGAUGCACA
Molecule: messenger RNA, 3372 nt
Organism: Aspergillus ibericus CBS 121593
Lineage: Eukaryota; Fungi; Ascomycota; Eurotiomycetes; Eurotiales; Aspergillaceae
Product: putative nicotinamide nucleotide transhydrogenase
Exons: 19
Coding region: 1-3270 (1089 amino acids)
Biological process (GO): NADPH regeneration; proton transmembrane transport
Cellular component (GO): mitochondrial inner membrane
Molecular function (GO): NAD binding; NADP binding
Source: RefSeq, a predicted model, not a curated record